Fundulus heteroclitus (mummichog) is the source of this 3767-nucleotide messenger RNA. RefSeq names its product choline O-acetyltransferase. Gene Ontology annotation, cellular component: neuron projection; cytoplasm. Gene Ontology annotation, molecular function: choline O-acetyltransferase activity. The record is from RefSeq and is a predicted model, not a curated record. NCBI's taxonomy places the organism in Eukaryota, Metazoa, Chordata, Actinopteri, Cyprinodontiformes, Fundulidae. Gene Ontology annotation, biological process: neuromuscular synaptic transmission; acetylcholine biosynthetic process.
UGUUCCACGAAUUGAUUUCGAUGGGAGGAGUUUGUUGCCUCAGGGGAGUAUGUGAGCGCAAACACCUUCAGCAUCUUUUCAAGCUGCGCUUUCAUGUGGAGCCGCAGCUUCGCGGCGAAGUUGGUGUUCUUUCCCCCCCCCUCCAACUCCUGACAGGAGAGCUGGAUGGCGUGGACGUGGGUGGCAAUGAUGCGAACUUCAGCGCGAAUCCUCGGACGCCCCGAGUGGUGCGGAAACAAACACUGCAGAAACAAGCGGCAAGAGACCAAGACAGCCAGGUCUUGUCAAAGCUCCCUGUACCCCCACUGAAACAAACCCUCGACACCUACCUGAAAUGUGUCCAGCAUCUUGUGAAAGAAGAGCAGUUUAUGAAGACUAAGACCAUCGUGGAGAAGUUCGGGGCUCCCGGAGGUGUCGGAGAGGUUCUGCAGAAGAAACUUUUGGAGCGGAGCGACAAGACAGCUAACUGGGUCUAUGACUACUGGCUGGAGGACAUGUACUUGAGUAAUAGGUUGGCCCUGCCGGUUAACUCCAGUCCCGCCAUGGUGUUCCCAAAACAGGUUUUCAGAGAUCACAAAGAUGCUCUCAGUUUUUCGUGUUGGAUGUGGUCGCAAACAACAAGCAGCUCAAUGAGACAGAGAUCUUAUCCCAGCUGGAGAAGAUCAUGAAAAUGUCAGAAAAUGCUGAAGAGAGACACCCUCCUUUUGGGAUCCUGACCUCAGAUGGAAGGACUGAAUGGGCACAAGCUAGAGAGGCACUAACAAAAGAUCAAACUAACCGGGACUCUUUGGCUCUGAUCGAGAGCUCUGUAUGUGUGGUGUGUCUGGAUGAGCCCUGCGGCCUUCCACCCAGCGACACCAACAGGGCUCUGAUGAUGCUACACGGUGGUGGCCGGGAACGAAAUGGAGCAAACCGCUGGUAUGACAAAUCAAUGCAGUUUAUUGUAGGAAAGGAUGGGGUGUGCGGGGUGGUGUGUGAACAUUCUCCAUUUGAGGGAAUAGUCAUGGUGGAGUGCUCAGAGUUCCUUAUGAAACAAAUAUCAGCAAGUUCCUCCACGGUGGUCGAGCCAUCCAGCAGUAGAGCACUCCCCCCUCCAAGAAGGCUGCUCUGGAAAUGCAACUCCCACAUUCAAGCCCUCCUAGAAGCGUCUGGAGACAGACUCCAGAGGCUGGUGAAUAAUCUGGACAUGGACGUAUUCACAUUUGAAGGUUAUGGAAAAGAAUUUAUCAAAAAACAGAGGAUGAGCCCAGACGCAUUCAUACAAGUCGCGCUGCAGCUUGCAUUUUACAAAUGCAGAGGAAGGCUGGUGACCACGUAUGAGAGUGCUUCACUCCGUCGCUUUCAAGAAGGCCGGGUAGAUAACAUUCGCUCAGCCACACCUGAAGCCCUGGCCUUUGUUAGGUCGAUGGCGGACGAGAGAGCAUCUUUCACAGAAAAAAUGAAACGACUGAAGGAUGCAGUAAAGGCCCAAACAGGCUAUACGCUUGCAGCGAUUACAGGAAUGGCAAUAGACAAUCACCUCCUGGGGCUUCUGAAGGUCUCAAAGGAGCUGAACAUGGAGAAGCCUGAGAUCUUCUGUGAUGAGACAUAUCUGGCCAGCAACCAUUUCAUCCUCUCUACUAGUCAGGUUCCCACCACGGUGGAAAUGUUCUGCUGCUACGGCCCGGUAGUGCCCAAUGGCUACGGCGCCUGCUACAACCCGCAGGCGCACCACAUCGUCUUCAGCGUGUCGAGCUUCUGGGAGAACUCGGAGACGAGCUCGGCCGUUUUUGUCAAAGCCCUGAACGAGGGCCUGUUGGAAAUCAAAGACCUGUGCAAUGCAGGCGCAGGCGCAGGCGCAGCUGCAGUCGCAUCUGCAGGCGCAUCUGCAGGCGCAGGCAAAGGCGCAGCCGCCAAACCGACCGCAGGCAGCAAGGCCGCCGGCCCGCCUCAUAAAUCAGGAAAGUAAGCCAUAGAGGAAGAACAACCCCACUCGUCUGCUUUGCUCUCUGAGUUAGACUCAGUAACUUGCUUGCGCAACAAUGUUCUUCUAACGGGUAAAUAAAAAAGCCUUAAAAAUGUACAUAUAACUACAUAAGAAAAGAACAUGUAAAUAUUAAAAAAAUAUAUCAUAGAAAAUAGUAGUGAAGAAGUAAUUUUUGUUUUGGACCUUUUAGAGUGAUGCGGGGUCCAAAACUGACUGGUGGACUGAAGUUAAUCGGUCUGCUGCACUUGAGGAACUUAAAGCCAUUUGUUUUAUUUAUUUAUUUAUUUUAUUUUUAGCAUUGAUCUGAGAAUUCAAGCCUCAGUCUAAGAGUUAUUUAAAGUAUCUGUAUGUAUAUCCGACACUUGUAAAGUAGUUGCCAAUGAGAAAGGACAGUGGCUAAAAAAAUAAAGAGUAUAAAAUUAGUUUGUUGUGACAUCUGGUAGAUGUAAAUCAGCAAGCUUUGCUAGUUUGUCAACACUGUGAAUUUAAAUGUGCAAUAGUAUAAAGUAUUAAUAUAUGUUUAUUUUUUUAAUUUUCACAUGAGGUCUCUAAAGAGGUGUGGAUAUGUGAACAUAUGUAAAGUAUAUGUAUCUGUUAAAGCACUUUAACACACACACACACACACACACACACACACACACACACACAGACACACACACAUAGAAAUUUACAUGCACCGUAUAAAAAGAUAACUUAUCAUUCCUGGUUUUCUGACAUUAAAUCACACUAAACUGUCCCUGUUUUAGGCCAGAUUUAGAUUAACAAAAGUCCCCAAUAUACCAAAAACGUCAGAUAAUUUAUUUAGAUUCAGAUGCCUACAAACACUCCUUGGUAUGUGGUUGAAUUGCUUUUAAAGCACCGUGAUUUCGCUCAAAUGUUUUGGGUAUCCCUUCACAAGCUGCUCACAAUAGUUUGCUGUAAUCAAAACUCAUUCGUCCUUAAAGAACUGGUGCAACUGAAUUUAGGUUUGUAGGCUUGCACACAUUUGGCCGCAGAAUCUCUAUAGGAGUGAGAUUAGGGCUUUGUAAUGAUCAGCCCCAAACAUGGUUAUCUUUUUCCCAUUUCCUAACUAAUUUUGUCUGAUUAGAUUCCAAUUAGAGGACUCCAAUGCACUUUACUUCCUCUGUGCUUACAUAUGUCCUCGUAAUGCUGUCUUUAAAAAGUGCACCGUCUCCCCUGCACAAAAACAUUCCCACAAACAGAUGCUCCCACUCUCAUACUUUAAAUCCAAAAUGGCUUUCUCAGGCUAUUGUAUAGUCACUUGCAGAUACUUGUUUGAAAAUGAUCGGAGCUCCUUCAGGCAUCUUAAAUAUGUAGCCAAGGGUGAACCACACUUAUUUACGUCCAUUAUGUCACACAAGGCAGCAAUAUGUAUGAAGUGUUACCUUGAAAUAUUUCCACUUGCCUCCAUUGAGCUCAAAUGUUGUGGAUUAACGUAUCAGAAAGGUAAAGAAAAAAAAUAGCAUCCUAGUAAUUUUUAGAAAUCGCAAUAAAAAAUUAUCAAUAAUUUUUAUAAUUCUAGUUGUAAAUAGACCUAACAUAAAUGAUACUUAAUCUGAUUUCAUGUCAGAAAAUAAGGGGAAAAAAGGUUAUCUGUCUUUUUUAUACGAUAUAUGUAAAUGUCUUCAGCUCUAUAGUCCUAUUCAAUAAAUUAGUGUUUAUUUCUCUAACUCAAUGCACUAAGUGGAACACAUUAUGAUGAUUAAACAGACCAAAUCUGAUAUUUUCACCUUUCUUUCACAUAAUUGUGAUGAUUUAGCGCUCAAAGCUAAUCAAAGCACAACAUUUAAGAUUAGAAUAU